Peronospora farinosa is the source of this 1365-nucleotide messenger RNA. NCBI's taxonomy places the organism in Eukaryota, Oomycota, Peronosporomycetes, Peronosporales, Peronosporaceae. The record is from the annotation of a GenBank genome assembly.
AUGCCGAUCGACAUCAAUCGUCUGCGUCCCGAGCGUGGCGGUGACCCAGAAUCUGUGCGCACCGAUCAGAAGAAUCGCUCACUGGAUGUGGACAUCGUUAACAAGGUGAUUGAGCUGGAUGAGCAAUGGCGAAAGAAGCAGGGCGAGGUGGAGACCGUCAGCAUGAAGAUGAAUGCGCUGCAGCAGGAGAUUAAGAGACUUAGUAAGGCCAAACAGGACUUUAAAGUGCUCAGUGACGAGCGCAAGGAGUUGGCGGCUCUUCUUCCUGAGAAGAAGAAGGAGGCUGAGGUGCUCAAAGAACUCGUGGACCGGGAGCUGCCUAAAAUUGGCAACGUCGUGGAUCCCACGGUGCCCAUUUCAAACAAUGAAGACGACAAUGUGGUGGUCAAGAAGUGGGGAACUCCUAUUCAGAAGGAUGGUCUGCACUUUCAUCAUGAGGUGCUCCACCGCAUUGAAGGCUACGAGCCCGAGCGUGGUGUUCAGGUGGCUGGCCAUCGCGCCUAUUUUCUUACGGGCUACGGAUUCUUGCUGGAGCAGGCGCUCAUGGCCUACGCCACAGCUUUCCUUAUGAAGGCUCAGUACAAGAUGCUCAAGCCGCCUUUCUUUAUGAACAAGGAGGGCAUGGCUGCCGUCGCGCAGCUUGACGACUUCGAUGAGCAAUUGUACAAAGUCAUCGGUGAGGACGAGAAGUACCUCAUCGCUACGUCUGAGCAGCCCAUCUGCGCCUAUCACAAGGGUGAAUGGAUCACUGAGAGCUCGCUGCCGCUGCGCUACGGUGGUUUCUCCACGUGCUUUCGCAAGGAAGCCGGUUCGCACGGCAAGGACACGUGGGGCAUUUUUCGUGUGCACCAGUUUGACAAGAUGGAGCAGUUCUGCAUCACAGACCCGGAAAGCUCCACUGCUAUGCACGAGGAGAUGUUACGUCAUGCUGAGGAGUUCUACCAGUCGCUGAACUUACCGUACCGCGUGGUGAACAUUGUGUCAGGCGAACUCAAUAACGCUGCUGUGAAGAAGUACGAUCUGGAGGCAUGGUUUCCUGCUUACAAGGAGUACCGUGAGCUGGUGUCUGCUUCGAACUGCACGGACUUCCAAUCACGUGCCAUGGAGAUUCGUUGCGGCGUCAAGAAGGAGAACCAGCGCGAGAAGAAGUACGUGCACAUGCUGAACUCGACGCUCUGCGCGUCCACCCGUACAGUUUGUUGCAUUCUAGAAAACUGCCAGGACGAGAACGGUGUCAUGGUCCCGGAGGUGCUGGUGCCUUUUAUGGGUGGCGUCACCUACUUGCCUUUCACUCGUGACAUCAAGGUGAACGUGCAGGCCGUCAAGAUGCAGAAAGCUGCCAAGAAGAAAGUUGCCAAGCAGUAG